This is a messenger RNA of Arctia plantaginis, 753 nucleotides long. The record is from the annotation of a GenBank genome assembly. NCBI's taxonomy places the organism in Eukaryota, Metazoa, Arthropoda, Insecta, Lepidoptera, Erebidae.
AUGGAAUCGGAAGUUUUAAAGGAAAAAAUUCAUACAGAGCCAAUGUUAAAUGACCCACGAUACAUAACCUUAUUGAGUGGAAUAGUCCUAGUUUUUACUCUUAUAUUUUGGUGGUGCUUUACUAGAAGACGUCAUCUUCGUAGAUCAGUAUUGUUGAUGGGUCUCUCUGACUCGGGUAAAACAUUGUUGUUCGUGAGACUUGUGUACUCUCAGUAUAGACAAACAUUUACAUCUAUGAAGGAAAAUGUAGAAGAGUAUCUAACAUCAAGUAAUUCAUUGAAGAUUGUAGAUCUACCUGGACAAGAAAGAUUGAGGAACAAGUUUUUUGAUCAGUAUAAGAGCAGUGCCAAGGCUAUAGUUUUUGUCAUCGACUCAGUAACCAUUCAAAAAGAGAUAAGAGAUGUUGCAGAGUAUUUGUACACAGUUUUGUCAGACCCCACAGUACAGAGUAACAGUCCUGCUUUAAUAAUUCUGUGCAAUAAGCAGGACCAACCCUUCGCUAAGGGGAGCCAGGUUAUUAAGAACUUAUUGGAGAAGGAAAUUAACCUCGUGAGGAUCACAAAGUCCAGCCAGCUUCAGUCCGUUGACCCAUCGCACAACAACACCUCAACUUACAUUGGUAAAAUGGGGAAAGACUUUGAAUUUUCUCACCUUUCAUUUCGAGUUGAUAUUGCCGAGAGCUCUGCUAACACUGGGGAUGAUGAUAACCCAGCUGAUAUCAAAACCUUGCAAGACUGGAUCUCUAAAUUUUAA